Molecule: messenger RNA, 6357 nt
Organism: Arvicanthis niloticus (Nile rat)
Lineage: Eukaryota; Metazoa; Chordata; Mammalia; Rodentia; Muridae
Gene: Atp7b
Product: ATPase copper transporting beta
Biological process (GO): monoatomic cation transport; copper ion homeostasis
Cellular component (GO): membrane
Molecular function (GO): copper ion binding; P-type divalent copper transporter activity; ATP binding
Source: RefSeq, a predicted model, not a curated record
GUUCCCCAGGAACCACGGAUGCGCUUCUUCGCGCCUCCUAUCCCUGACUUGUAAAGUCGUUCUUCCCUCCCCCCAACCGCCACCAGGUGACCUUUGGGCUCGGGGAUGGAUCCCAGGAAGAAGUUGGCGUUUGUGGGGACGAUGCCUGAACAGGAGAGACAGGUCACAGCCAAAGAGGCUAGUCGGAAAAUCUUGUCUAAACUAACUUUGCCUGCACGGCUCUGGGAACAAUCAUCGAAGCAAAGCUUUGCCUUCGACAAUGUUGGCUACGAAGGAGGUCUGGACAGCACCUGCUCAUCUCCCGCCACCACCGGUGUGGUUAACAUCCUAGGCAUGACAUGUCAUUCUUGUGUCAAGUCCAUUGAGGACAGGAUCUCCAGUCUGAAAGGCAUUGUGAACAUUAAGGUUUCUCUGGAACAGGGCAGCGCCACUGUCAAAUAUGUGGCGUCAGUCAUUACCCUGCAGCAGAUUUGCCUUCAGAUUGAGGAUAUGGGCUUUGAGGCCAGCGCUGCAGAAGGAAAGGCUGCCUCCUGGCCUUCCAGGUCGUCCUCCCCAGCUCAGGAGGCAAUGGUCAAGCUCCGGGUAGAAGGCAUGACCUGUCAGUCCUGUGUCAGCUCCAUCGAAGGCAAGAUCCGGAAACUCCAAGGGGUUGUGAGAGUCAAAGUCUCCCUAAGCAACCAAGAGGCAGUCAUUACAUAUCAGCCUUACCUCAUUCAACCGGAAGACCUGAGGGACCACAUCUGUGACAUGGGAUUUGAAGCCGCCAUCAAGAACAGAACAGCUCCCUUAAGGCUGGGACCAAUUGAUAUCAACAAGUUAGAAAGCAGUAACUUAAAGAGAGCGGCGGCCUCUCCUACCCAGACUUCCGGUCAUUCGGAGACCCCGGGACACCAGGGGAGCCACCUGGCCACCCUCCCACUGAGAAUAGAUGGGAUGCACUGUAAAUCGUGUGUUUUGAAUAUUGAAGGAAAUAUAGGCCAACUCCCGGGGGUUCAAAAUAUUCACGUGUCCUUGGAGAACAAAACCGCCCAAAUCCAGUAUGACCCUUCCUGUAUCACCCCCCUGUUCCUACAGACAGCCAUCGAGGAACUACCACCUGGGCACUUUAAAGUGUCUCUUCCCGAUGGAGUAGAGCAGAAUGAGCCUGAGAGUGGCUCUUCCAGUGUCCCCUCCCCUGGCUCCUCCCAGAGACACCAGGAGCAGGGCCCGUGCAGGACUGUGGUGCUCACCUUCACUGGCAUUACCUGUGUCUCAUCUGUUCAGCCCAUCAGAGACAUGCUGUCCCAGAGGAAAGGUGUGCAGCAGAUAUCCAUCUCUUUGGCAGAAGGGACUGGAGCAGUUCUUUACGAUCCCUCAGUAGUUAGCUUGGCUGAACUCCGAAUGGCUGUAGAAGACAUGGGAUUUCAGGUGUCAGUGAAUUCUGAAAACUUCACUAUUAACCGUGUCGGAAACUUCAGCUCUGGGAAUUCUGUGCCACAAGCCAUGGCUGAUACACCAGGGUCUGUGCAAAAAAUGGCUUCUGACACUAGAGGGCUCUCCAUACAUGAAGAUCCUGGCCACUUGUCAGAUAUCCCGCCAUUCCCAGGAGCAACAGCAUCACAGAAGUGCUUUGUACGGAUCAAAGGCAUGACCUGUGCGUCCUGUGUGUCUAACAUAGAAAGGAGUCUUCAGAGACAUGCUGGUAUUCUCUCCGUGUUGGUCGCCUUGAUGUCGGGAAAGGCAGAGGUCAAGUAUGAUCCAGAGGUCAUCCAGUCGUCCAGGAUAGCUCAGCUCAUCCAGGACCUGGGCUUUGAAGCAUCAGUCAUGGAGGACAACACAGUCUCUGAAGGUGACAUCGAACUGAUUAUCACAGGGAUGACCUGUGCCUCCUGUGUUCACAACAUCGAGUCCAAGCUCACAAAGACAAAUGGCAUCACUUACGCCUCUGUGGCCCUCGCCACCAGCAAAGCCCAUGUGAAGUUUGAUCCGGAAAUCAUCGGUCCCCGUGACAUCAUCAAGAUCAUCGAGGAAAUUGGCUUUCAUGCUUCCCUGGCCCAGAGAAACUCCAACGCUCAUCACUUGGACCACAAGAUGGAAAUAAAACAGUGGAAGAAAUCUUUCCUGUGUAGCCUGGUGUUUGGCAUCCCUGUCAUGGGCUUGAUGAUCUACAUGUUAAUCCCCAGCACUCAGCCCCAUGAGAUGAUGGUCCUGGACCACAACAUCAUCCCAGGACUGUCCAUUCUAAAUCUCAUCUUCUUCAUCUUGUGUACCUUUGUCCAAUUCCUGGGUGGGUGGUACUUCUAUGUACAAGCCUACAAAUCGCUAAGACACAAGUCAGCCAACAUGGACGUGCUCAUCGUGCUAGCGACAACCAUUGCCUACGCCUACUCCCUGGUCAUCCUAGUGGUUGCAGUAGCUGAGAAGGCAGAGAAGAGCCCCGUGACCUUCUUUGACACGCCCCCCAUGCUCUUCGUCUUCAUCUCCCUGGGACGGUGGCUGGAGCAGGUGGCAAAGAGCAAAACUUCAGAAGCCCUUGCAAAACUCAUGUCACUCCAAGCCACAGAAGCCACAGUUGUGACCCUGGGUGAGGACAACUUAAUCCUCAGAGAGGAGCAAGUGCCCGUGGAGCUGGUGCAGCGAGGUGAGAUCAUCAAGGUUGUCCCUGGGGGCAAGUUCCCAGUGGAUGGGAAAGUUCUAGAAGGCAACACCAUGGCAGAUGAGUCCCUCAUCACCGGAGAGGCCAUGCCUGUCACUAAGAAACCCGGGAGCAUAGUGAUUGCUGGCUCUAUAAACGCUCACGGCUCUGUGCUCAUUAAAGCUACCCAUGUGGGCAAUGACACUACUUUGGCUCAGAUUGUAAAGUUGGUGGAAGAGGCCCAGAUGUCAAAGGCUCCCAUUCAGCAGCUGGCUGACCGGUUUAGUGGAUACUUUGUCCCGUUUAUCAUCAUCAUUUCAACCUUAACACUGGUGGCGUGGAUCGUCAUCGGCUUCGUCAAUUUUGGUGUGGUUCAGAAGUACUUUCCUAACCCCAGCAAGCACAUCUCGCAGACAGAGGUGAUCAUCCGCUUUGCCUUCCAGACAUCUAUCACCGUGCUGUGCAUCGCCUGCCCCUGCUCCCUGGGGCUGGCCACACCCACAGCAGUUAUGGUGGGCACUGGGGUGGCUGCCCAGAACGGUGUCCUAAUCAAAGGAGGGAAGCCUCUGGAGAUGGCACACAAGAUAAAGACCGUUAUGUUCGACAAAACGGGCACCAUUACCCAUGGGGUCCCCAGAGUCAUGCGGUUCCUGCUGCUUGUGGAUGUGGUGACACUAUCCCUCAGGAAGGUUCUGGCUGUGGUGGGCACUGCAGAGGCCAGCAGCGAGCACCCCUUAGGCGUGGCCGUCACUAAAUACUGCAAAGAGGAACUUGGGACGGAGACCCUGGGAUACAGCACUGACUUCCAGGCAGUGCCAGGCUGUGGAAUCAGCUGCAAAGUUAGCAACGUGGAAAGCAUCCUGGCUCACAGUGAUCUGACCGCUCACCCUGCUGGGGUUGACAGCCCUCCCACAGGGGAAGGUACAGGUUCCCAGGCCUUCUCGGUGCUGAUUGGAAACCGGGAAUGGAUGCGGCGCAAUGGUUUAACCAUCUCCAGUGACAUCAGUGACGCCAUGACAGAUCAUGAGAUGAAAGGACAGACAGCCAUCCUGGUGGCCAUUGAUGGCGUGCUCUGCGGGAUGAUUGCCAUUGCAGAUGCUGUUAAACCAGAGGCUGCCCUGGCUAUCUACACCCUGAAAAGCAUGGGUGUGGAUGUGGCUCUGAUCACAGGGGACAACCGGAAGACAGCCAGAGCCAUUGCCACUCAGGUUGGCAUCAACAAAGUCUUUGCCGAGGUACUGCCUUCUCACAAGGUGGCCAAGGUUCAGGAGCUUCAGAACGAAGGGAAGAAAGUCGCCAUGGUGGGAGACGGGGUGAACGACUCCCCAGCCUUGGCCCAGGCUGAUGUGGGCAUUGCUAUUGGGACUGGCACAGAUGUUGCCAUCGAAGCAGCAGACGUGGUCCUGAUCAGAAAUGACUUGUUGGACGUGGUGGCCAGCAUUCAUCUCUCCAAGAGGACCGUCCGGAGGAUCCGGGUCAAUCUGGUGCUGGCAUUGAUUUAUAACAUGGUUGGGAUACCUAUUGCUGCAGGCGUCUUCAUGCCCAUUGGCAUUGUGCUGCAGCCGUGGAUGGGUUCAGCAGCUAUGGCUGCCUCCUCUGUGUCUGUGGUGCUCUCUUCUCUUCAGCUCAAGUGCUAUAGAAAGCCCGACCUAGAGAGAUAUGAGGCCCAGGCCCAUGGCCGCAUGAAGCCUCUGAGUGCCUCCCAAGUCAGCGUACACAUUGGCAUGGAUGACCGGCGGCGGGAUUCCCCCAGGGCCACAGCGUGGGACCAGGUCAGCUAUGUGAGCCAAGUGUCUCUGUCCUCCCUGACGUCAGACAGAUUGUCUCGGCAUGGCGGUCCUGCAGAGGACGGUGGUGACAAAUGGUCCCUGCUCCUGAGUGACAGGGAUGAAGAGCAGUGCAUCUGAGUGUUCCCAAACGCAGCCCCGGGCAAGCCAAGGUGCUCCUUCUAGGUGAGCCUGCACCCGCUCACUGUGGUCGAGCCAGCAGGUGGGAUGGGCGAAGCUUAUCUCGAGGCCUGAGCAUCUUGCUAGGCUUGCCAGCAGUGUGUGGUAACUUACCUUGUGUAUCUGCAGAGGCUGCGCGGGAUUGCUCUGUCAGAAGCUGCCAGGUUGGGCAAAGUACACUGCUCUCCCUGUUUUCCAUGAGGGCAAGGUCACACCCUGCUUGGAGUUUUAGUACAGGAGAGGAAGCCAGCACUGUUCACAGAGCCCUGCCUACUGUAUCUAUUAUUCUAUCUGAAAUGAGGACCACAGGCCUAGCUCAGCCCACUGCAGCUCUCCUGUACCAAGAGCUCCCAUGAAGCCUGGAGUUAGGCAGCACGCGGCCUGUGUAAGCCUAAGGCUACUUCAGGGGAGUUGUUCCCUGGCUGGUGUGGUUGGCAUCCUUGGUACUGGCGCUGCCUGCCUGCCGUCUAUCUUCUGAGGGUAGAAUUUGUGUCUUGGGUCCGAUGCUCUGGCCCCUGCAUAUCUGCCUGCCUACAGGUGGCACCCUGGUUUGCAGCCCAACCCAAGAGCUACCUGGCAUUCCUCUUUAUUCUGAGGAGAGGAUGCCAUCCUGUUUAAAGCCACAUCUACAGACUUACACAUGCUGCUCUCAACCAGCUGGAGAGAUACCUCAGAGCCUGACCAUAGUUCAUAUUCCUAUGAGGUCCGGGUCCUUGCCUCUCAGGGCAUCCUAUAUGGCCCUGCCGUAAGCUGUGGUGUGUCAGGCACUGCCCCUUGGGAGGUGUAUGCAUAGGGAAAGCUCCCCGUCACUUAGUGGGGUCCACUGGAGUUUGUCACAAAUGCCUAGUAUAUGCCUGGAGGGAGUUGCCCCACCAGAAGAGAGUGAAGGUCUCAGUAGAGAGCUGUCUGCUGCUGAGGGGACAUCUAAAUGAGGCAUAUCCACAGCUCCCCAGUGAAAACAUUUUUGUUAUCUAUGGCUAUCUGUGUGAUCGGGGUGACAUCAGAGGGCAGGGAUGGGGCCAGCUUAACUGAGUGAGCUGCUGAGCCACAUGGAACAGACUGGCAGAAAUGGAUUACUCUCAUUUGUGACAUUAAAAACAAACAAACAAACAACAAAACUCCUUUAUUAGAGGUCACUUAUUGGCCGUGGCAGUGUUAGUCCUUUUUGUAGGUUUCUCACCUCCUUUCCCCUGUAAGUAGCACCAUAGCUAUCGUCUACAUUUGAAAACAAGGAAACAGGGUCCGAGGGCCUCGGUGUCUUCCGGGGAACUCAUGGCCAAUCUGCAGUUCAGAAGGCUCCGAAGGCCUUUCUGUAAUUCCGCUGCUGCCUUACAUAUCAUAUCAGUUUGCUUGGUGAGAGCUAACUGGACGGGGGUCCUAGUCUCUGGAUGAGCAAACAUGCCAGGAGAUGGAUUAGUUGCAUCAACUUAGGAAGCAGUGCAUCACAAGGCUACUGCUUCUCACUUCGGAUGGCUGUCAACUUAGGAAGCAGUGCAUCACAAGGCUACUGCUUCUCACUUCGGAUGGCUGGCUUCGGUUUUGCACGACAGCAGUGUUUGCCGAACUUUAUGUUCUAAAACCCCGAGUACAGGGAUCUGUUGCGCUCUCAGUAUUUUCAACCUCCCACGCCCUCUCCUGCAACUUCCUCCCACUGGCAUCAUCUACUCUGUCUAUAGCUCUGUUUUGGAAUAAGGUAAUCAUUUUCUAAAGAACGUAAUUGUAUUGAUUUUUAAACCUUCUGAGAAUAUAAGCAUCAUGUUCACACAUAGACAUGAAAAUAUUUAUAUAAUUGUACAA